This is a messenger RNA of Brienomyrus brachyistius, 3476 nucleotides long. RefSeq names its product kelch-like protein 25 (gene enc2). The record is from RefSeq and is a predicted model, not a curated record. Bases 178 to 2055 code for a protein of 625 amino acids. NCBI's taxonomy places the organism in Eukaryota, Metazoa, Chordata, Actinopteri, Osteoglossiformes, Mormyridae. Gene Ontology annotation, molecular function: protein binding. The transcript is spliced from 4 exons.
AGAGUAUCUUGGACAAAGUGGACGGGUACAAAGAAGCGGAGGGACAUGGUGGAGUUUACCAAGCAGAAACGACACGCUGCCCGAAUUGCUCUUUAGCAGAUCGCACAUUUAGGAGCCCUCUGGCUGUGUGGCCCCUAGGGAGACUCCUGCCGGGGCCCGCAGCUCGCAAGGGCCCAGAUGCAGCAACCCCCGCGGCUCUUCGCCGUCAGUGCCUGUGCCUGGGUCAGCAGUUUCUGCCUCCCUGGACAUUUAGGGACGACGGAAUCUCCGGAGGAACGUGAGACUAUGUCUGUUACCGUCCAUGAGAAUCGCAAGUCACGGACCAGUACGGGAUCCAUGAACAUAUCCUUGUUUCAUAAGCCGUCGCACCCGGACAGCGUGCUGACUCACCUGAACACUCUGCGAAAGCAGCGCAUGUUCACUGACGUGACGCUGUGGGCGGGCGAGCGCUCCUUCCCCUGCCACCGCGCCGUGCUGGCCGCCUGCAGCCGCUACUUCGAGGCCAUGUUCAGUGGGGGUCUUCGUGAGAGCCUGGACGGCGAGGUCAACUUCCACGACUCUGUACAUCCUGAGGUGCUGGAGCUGCUGCUGGACUUUGCCUACUCCUCGCGGCUGGUUAUCAACGAGGAAAAUGCAGAGUCGUUGCUGGAGGCCGGAGACAUGCUGCAGUUCCAUGACAUCCGCGAUGCCGCCGCCGAAUUCUUGGAGAAGAACCUGCAUCCCUCCAACUGCCUGGGCAUGAUGUUGUUGUCGGACGCCCACCAGUGCAAGCGACUGUAUGAGCUCUCCUGGAGGAUGUGCCUGCUGCACUUCGAGGCUCUUUGGGACACUGAGGACUUCCACAGCCUCUCCAAAGACAAGCUUUUGGACCUCAUCCUUAGUGACGAGCUGGAGAUCGAGGAUGAGAAGGUCGCGUUCAGCGCUGUGGUGCGCUGGGUACGUUACGACCUUGACAGACGGAGAGAAUACCUCCCCGAGCUUCUCAAGGGCAUCCGUUUGGCACUGCUGCCCUCAGAUUACCUGCUGGAUGACGUGGCAUGCGAGGAGCUAGUCAAGUCUGACAAGCGCAGCUGGCAGAUCGUAGAGGAGGCCGUGCAGUGCAAGCAGAGGAUCCUGCAGAACGAUGGUGUGGUCACCAGCCCAUGUGCCCGCCCCCGCAAGGCCGGUCACACACUGCUCAUCCUGGGAGGUCAGACCUUCAUGUGUGACAAAAUAUACCAGGUGGACCACAAGGCUAAGGAGAUCAUUCCUAAGUCAGACCUACCUAGUCCCAGGAAGGAAUUUAGUGCCUGUGCCAUUGGUUGUAAGGUCUACGUCACUGGGGGAAGGGGAUCCGAGAAUGGGGUCUCCAAAGAUGUAUGGAUAUACGACACUGUCCAUGAGGAGUGGUCCAAAGGGGCGCCCAUGCUGAUCGCCCGCUUUGGCCAUGGUUCGGCAGAGUUGGAGAACUGCCUCUAUGUGGUAGGGGGGCACACAGCCAUAGCAGGCGUCUUCCCGGCUUCCCCGUCAGUUUCCCUCAAACAGGUUGAGCGAUAUGACCCCCUCACCAACAAGUGGUCUAUGAUGGCUCCGCUCCGGGAUGGUGUCAGCAAUGCGGCCGUGGUCAGCGCCAAACUGAAGCUCUUUGUGUUUGGCGGCACCACGAUCCACCGGGACAAGGCCUCCAAGGUGCAGUGCUACGACCCCGGGGAGAACCGCUGGGCCGUCGCGGCCGAGUGCCCGCAGCCCUGGCGCUACACGGCCGCCGCCGUGUUGGGCAGCCAGAUCUUCAUCAUGGGGGGGGACACAGAGUUCACUGCCGCCUCCGCCUACCGCUUCGACUGCGACAGUAACCAGUGGACGCGGGUCGGCGACAUGACGUCCAAGCGGAUGAGCUGCCAUGCAGUGGCAUCGGGAAACAAGCUCUAUGUGGUCGGGGGCUAUUUUGGGACGCAGCGGUGUAAGACCCUGGAUUGCUAUGACCCUACCUCAGACAGCUGGAACAGCAUAACCACUGUGCCUUACUCACUCAUUCCCACUGCGUUCGUUAGCACCUGGAAGCACUUACCAGCCUAACGCCAACCGUGUGGAUCAAGUCGCUUAAUUGGGCACGCCAUCUCCCAUCUCGGAAGGGCUUUUUCCUCCCUGCUCCGAGCGCAGAUCCAGGGUCCACUGGGACUGCCGAUCGACGCAAGUCACCACCAUCACCUCCCCCUCACCUCCACCCUCCUCGUUCCGGAUCCGAGCAGACCGGGAGUCAGGAGAGCCUUUGGGGCGGAUGCCAUGGCCAGGGUCGCUGCACAAAGCUCAAUGCAUACCUUGCUUCCUGCUGGAUUCUGCCAGUUGCCAUGGAGACAGACUCUACAGAACACCGCAUUGUUGCUGCUUCACCGCCCCCCCUCUCCCCCUACAUAUCUUCCUAUUGCAGAUUCUCAGGAAGCGGAGGAGUCCAGGCUCAGUCCUGAGUCCAAGGUUUUCUCUGAGUCUCUGAAUGCAUGCGCUGUAGCCAGUGUCAUGACCGAAUUUGCACAGGGCCGCCGUGCCAGUGGCGCUCUUAACCCGCCAUGAGGUGGCGCCGUGAGUCUGGCGGCGUCCACUCAGUGCCCGGCUGCGGGAAAGUCCUACCCAACUCUGCAAAAAAUAAUAAUGAUAAAAACACAGGCGGAGGACAGGAUUACUGGAACUUAAUUACCUUUUCAGAGGUUCAUAAAAAGUCUGGCAAAUCAGAGGAUUGAUAAGUUGUUGCCAUGGUUUACCAGAGGGUCGGGUUUAUUACAGGCUAAGUCUCCCUUUUGGUACUUUCAUGACUGACGUGUACAGUAUUUGAUAUCUGUGAAACGCGGAGCAGUCUGGUGUGACCCAGCCGCUGCCCGCUGGCACAAACCUGCUGUAAGCUUCUGUUCAGCAUUCGGUUUUUUUUUUUUGGAAAUUGCUGAGAUUGAAAUAUCUUUUGCCGUUAAUAUAUUCACCCUAACGAUGUACGAUUUGCACUGUUUCGUCACGAUGCUGGCCAACAAGAUACCGCUGCCGCACUUUGCGAACGGACGCUCCUCGGAACCGUUUGGAAACUGGGUGGAAGGGUGGAGUGGUUCGACUCAUUUCAGAUUUUCUUUAUUUUUAUCUAGAUUUGGGGCCGGCAGCGUUCAGAUGAAGUUUUCACUCAAACAGUGUUCUUUUGUUUGCGCCCCCACCCCCCUCAAAUUGAGCGGGGGUUUGUGAAAAAUAGAUUUUACUGGCUUUGUCAUGGAGUUAACUCCCUGUGCCUAAUAUCUUCAGCACAUACGAUGACUUUGCACCAGCGACAGGUCUGCCCUGGCUGAGAGAUGCAUCAGCGGCUGUAAUCAUGGCAUGAACAAUGAGCACCAGCCUGCCUCUUCAUUCUACAUCUUACCUCUCCUAUCGACGCACCUUUGUGCUUUGAAGUGAAAGAGUAAACAUUAAGCCUUUGAUUAAACUUGUUUCGAAAAUAAAUCUCGCCUGAAUUGAUGUGACCGCCA